Molecule: messenger RNA, 2276 nt
Organism: Momordica charantia (bitter melon)
Lineage: Eukaryota; Viridiplantae; Streptophyta; Magnoliopsida; Cucurbitales; Cucurbitaceae
Source: RefSeq, a predicted model, not a curated record
UCGGCACCGAUGCCUCGACAAACUUGCCGGAGCAGAGCAGUUGCUGGAUGUGGACCAGAGGCGCACACUCGUGAGUCCAAAACUUGCUUUCGCAUCUAAAUCGCAUUCUUUUUAAUUUCAGGACAGAAUCUGUGACGAAUCCUUUAUGCUAGUCUGGAAGCCUAAAUUCUUCUUCUGGACUUCGAAACAGAGAUUGAAUUUCCACGUCUUAUCCACUGUAUCUCAUUUGCCUCCUCCGCUCUCUUCUCUUCCACCGACGCCUGGGAUCAACCAAAUUAAGCAAGCCCAUGCUCGCAGUGUCGUUUUUGGCCUUGCUAAUGAUGGCCGCAUCAUGGGUCACCUCCUCGCUUUCCUUGCCAUUUCUUCCUCUUCUCUUCCAUAUGAGUACGCCUGGUCAAUUUAUCAGUCUAUUGCUCUUCCAAGUGUUUUUGCCACCAAUAACAUGAUCCGGUGCUUCGCGAAAGGGGACUUACCUCGCGAGUCGAUUUCUCUUUACUCACACAUGCGCCGAAGUUUUGUGGAGCCUAAUAAACAUACUCUGACCUUUGUGUUGCAAGCUUGUAGCAACGCUUUGGCCAUCUGCGAAGGGAUUCAAGUUCAGACCCAUGUGAUAAAAUUUGGUUUUGUCAAAGACGUUUUCGUUCGGAAUGCGUUGAUUCAUUUGUAUUGUACUUGCUGCAGAGUCGAAUGUGCUAGACUGGUGUUUGAUGAAAUUCCCGGUGGUCGAGAUGUAGUAUCUUGGAAUUCAAUGAUAGCUGGUUUAGUUAGAGAUGGACAAAUUUAUGUUGCAGAGAAACUGUUUGUUGAAAUGCCCCAUAGAGAUGUGAUCUCAUGGAGCACCAUGAUAUCUGGCUAUGUCCAAAAUGGGCAACUGGAGAAGGCAUUAGACUGCUUUAAAGAGAUCAGGGAGCAAAAAAUGAGACCAAAUGAGGCAAUAUUGGUGUCCUUGCUCGCAGCAGCAGCCCAACUGGGUAUGCUUGAGUAUGGAAAAAUGAUCCAUUCCAUUGCAGACUCGUUGAAAUUUCCAAUGACUGCAUCUCUUGGCACAGCACUAGUUGACAUGUAUGCCAAAUGCGGGUGUAUUGACGAGUCCAAAUUCUUAUUUGACAGAAUGCCACAGAAAGAUAAAUGGUCUUGGAACGUAAUGAUUUGUGGGUUGGCGUCGCACGGCCUUGGGCAAGAAGCACUUGCACUAUUUGAGAAGUUUACAACUGAGGGUUUCUACCCAGUCAACGUGACAUUCAUUGGAGUGUUGAAUGCGUGUAGCAGAGCCGGUUUGGUCAGCGCGGGAAGACAUUUUUUUAAGCUUAUGACGGACACAUAUUGCAUUGAACCAGAGAUGGAACACUAUGGUUGCAUGGUUGAUCUCUUCAGCCGUGCUGGGUUAGUUUAUGAUGCUGUUGAAAUGAUUGACAGGAUGCCUGCUGCUCCAGACCCCGUCUUGUGGGCGACGGUGCUUGGUUCUUGUAAGGUUCAUGGAUUUGUAGAACUGGGUGAGGAGAUUGGGAACAAGUUGGUUCAAAUGGAUCCCUCUCACAAUGGGCAUUACGUCCAGUUAUCCAGUAUCUAUGCCACACUAAGAAAGUGGGAAGAUGUAAGCAAGGUUAGGAGACUAAUGGCUGAAAGAAACACUAACAAAAUUGCAGGAUGGAGCUUGAUUGAAGCAGAAGGCAGAGUUCACCGCUUUUUCGCGGGAGAUAAGGAGCACGAGCGAUGUACAGAGAUCUACAAGAUGUUGGAAAUAAUUGGAGUACGAAUAGCAGCAGCGGGAUACUCAGCAAAUCUUUCAUCUGUACUACAUGACAUAGAGGAAGAAGAAAAAGAGACUGCCAUUAAAGAGCAUAGUGAAAGGUUGGCAAUUGCUUUUGGCUUGCUGGUGACUCGAGCUGGGGACUGCAUUCGUAUUAUCAAGAAUUUAAGAGUUUGUGGAGAUUGCCACGAGGUAAGCAAGAUAAUUUCUCAAGUCUUUCAAAGAGAGAUAAUUGUUAGAGACGGCAGUAGAUUUCACCAUUUUAAAAAUGGUAGUUGUUCUUGUCUAGAUUAUUGGUGAAAGAUGGUGUGACCCUUCCAAGUUCCGAAUCAAAUUAUUUCGUUAAGGCAAUCACAAAAGAUAUUUUCAUGAUUGAAGGGUGAGAAGUUGUCGAUCAAAUCCAAACAUUCAUGUUAAGGCAAUCACAUAAGAUAUUUUCAUGAUUGAAGGGUGAGAAGUUGUCAAUCAAAUCCAAACAUUCAUGUAGAUGCAGAGUAAUUUAACAUGUGAAGAUGUGAAUUCAAAC